AUGCUGGGGCUUCAGCUUCAUCAAUCAUCACUUAAAAAUGGCGUUUUCGAAUGCCCCUUUGGAGCUUCCCCUGUUCAUAGGAAAAGGAACCUUUCCCUGCUACCAAUACCAAAUGCCAUUCCUUCCAGAACCCAGAGAAUAAUGGAAAGCAUUUCAGUGAGUGGGGAAGUCGGUGGUGCAGGCGGUGCUUACUCAUACACUGCUUUGAAAAGAUUGGACCAGUUGUGGUCUACCAUUUGCUCUGCUUCAACAGUUGUCCAGGAACCUCCGAAAGUAGUUUCAACCGUUCCUGGUUUGUUUAGCAACUCUGAACUUGCUGGGAAAACUGUGGAUGCGUUUGAUGUCUUAGUUUGUGGAGGUACACUGGGUAUCUUCAUUGCUACAGCAUUGAGUUCAAAAGGUCUAAGAGUUGGAAUUGUCGAACGAAAUGUACUAAAAGGGAGGGAACAAGAAUGGAACAUCUCCAGAAAAGAGCUCUUAGAACUUGUAGAAGUUGGUGUCUUAACGGAAGAUGAAGUUGACCAGGCUAUUACAUCAUUUUUCAACCCUAAUAGAUGUGGAUUUGAAAGCAAGGGAGAGAUUUGGGUUGAAGAUAUUCUUAAUCUUGGUGUUUCCCCAGCUACUCUUAUUGAAAUCGUGAAAAAACGUUUUCAAUCCCUUGGUGGUGUCAUUUUGGAGGGAUGCAGUGUGUGUAGCAUAUCUAUAUAUGAUGAUACAGCAGUUAUAGAGCUCUCAGAAGGGAAGAUUUUAUCAUCAAGUCUCAUAAUUGAUGCAAUGGGAAACUUCUCUCCUAUUGUAAAGCAGAUCAGACGUGGUAGGAAACCCGAUGGUGUUUGCCUUGUGGUUGGCUCAUGUUGCCGAGGAUUUGAGGAGAAUUCAAGGAGUGAUGUUAUCUAUAGCAGUGCCUCAGUAAAGGAAGUUGGAGAUUCAAAAGCUCAAUAUUUCUGGGAGGCCUUCCCAGCUGGCUCAGGUCCAGCGGAUCGAACUACUUAUAUGUUCACUUACGUUGAUCCACAACCAGGAUGUCCAAAGUUGGAAGAUUUGUUGGAAGACUACUGGAACUUAAUGCCAAAUUAUCAGGGAGUAUCUCUUGACAACUUGGAGAUCUUGAGAGUUAUAUUUGGCAUCUUUCCUACAUAUUGUGACAGCCCAUUGCCUGCAGCCUUCAAUCGUAUUCUACAGUUUGGGGAUGCCAGUGGUAUACAGUCACCGGUUUCUUUUGGUGGUUUUGGCAGCUUGACAAGACACCUAGGUAGAUUGACAGCAGGAAUUUAUGAAGCAGUUGAUGGGGACUUUCUCGAUUACCAGAGCUUGUCCUUGUUGAACCCAUACUUGCCAAACUUAAGUGCAUCCUGGCUGUUUCAAAGAGCAAUGUCUGCCAAAAAAGAAUCAGAUAUUUCUCCAGACUUCAUCAAUGAACUUCUAUUUGCCAAUUUCCAGAGCAUGCAGAAACUAGGGGACCCGGUGCUGAGACCAUUUCUUCAGGAUGUCAUUCAGUUUGGACCUCUUGUGAAGACAUUGGGCCAAGUGAUGUUGACCAAACCGGAAAUACUUCCAUCAAUAUUUAAACAGUAUGCUUCCCCGUCCUUAAAAAAUGACCCUCUUACAGGUAGGUAUCCCGGUGCUGCUUGA
This is a messenger RNA of Oldenlandia corymbosa var. corymbosa, 1632 nucleotides long. The record is from the annotation of a GenBank genome assembly. NCBI's taxonomy places the organism in Eukaryota, Viridiplantae, Streptophyta, Magnoliopsida, Gentianales, Rubiaceae.